Peniophora sp. CBMAI 1063 is the source of this 1146-nucleotide messenger RNA. Lineage: Eukaryota; Fungi; Basidiomycota; Agaricomycetes; Russulales; Peniophoraceae. The record is from the annotation of a GenBank genome assembly.
AUGCUCUCGCCCAACGUCGCCAUCCCGUCGCCGACGGUGCCGCACACUGCGCGGAAACGGCCGCGGGAGCUCGAGUCGCCCGAGCAGCGAGCCAAGCGGGAAAAGGCGACGGAGCGCCAGCGUCGCAAGCGGGCGAGGGACCGCGAGGCGCUGCUUCACAACUCUGAGCUCACGCCCAUGGGCCACGGCGAACACUCGCCCGCACAGUUCGAAACCUCGCCCCUCGCUGAUAAUCACAGCCAGCUGCCCCCGCCCCCCGGCGAAUUUAUGCAAUCCGAGCCUGGACCCAGCCAGCACCAGCCGACGGAGGAGGAGCUCGACGCGAUGCGGGCCGUUGAGCAGGCGCACGAGGCUAUCACCGGCCAGGUGCACCGCCAGAUGCAGCACCAACACCCCCAGGGGCACGUGCUCACGCCUGCCGAGUUAAAUGCAGAAGAGAUGGCGAAGCGCGAGCGGGUGCGCAUCGCGGCGAGGGAGCGCCAGCGCAAACACCGCGCGCUCGUCAAGCAGCGCAAGAUGCGCGAGCUGGGAAUUGAUAUGGGAAACGAGGUCAUCCCGCCCCAUAUGCCGUACGAUAUGCCGCCGGGAAGCGCGGCGUAUAUGCAUCAAGGGCAUCAUGAGGACGGCGCGGGCGGUAUUCCUGGAGAGAUUGUGCAGCCCCAGGGCGGCGCGAUGUUCGCCCAGACGCUGCUGUUGGCUUUCGCGUGCGCGCCGCUGCUCAAGGGCCCCGUUCUCAGGAGCUUGGGCAUGACGCAGGAGGACCUGAACCAGUUCGAAGGCAUUAUCGCUAAUGCGUGGGAUCAGUGGGAUUAUGGCCGCCGACAGUACCACGCGCAUCAGGCUGCUCAGGCCGCUCAGCACGCAGCACAGGCGAUCUCUAACGGUGCGGCUGCGGCGGCUGUCGCAGCAGCCGUAGGCGCAAGCGGUGGGCCUAACGACGAUGACGGCGAUUCGGGCGAUGAAAGUCCCGCGCCCAAUGACUUCCGCGCCCGCUUCCGCCAGUCCAUUGCGCCGCCGCUCACAGGUUUGCCCCCGCCGCCGCCACCGCCCGCGGCCGUCAUCGACCCCGAGCUCGGUCAAGGGCGCAUCGAGGCCGAGGCGGUGGCCGAUCAUCUCGAGCGGUUCGAGCGAAGCAUGCAAGGAUAG